Sander lucioperca (pikeperch) is the source of this 6599-nucleotide messenger RNA. RefSeq names its product mucin-2-like. NCBI's taxonomy places the organism in Eukaryota, Metazoa, Chordata, Actinopteri, Perciformes, Percidae. The transcript has 2 exons. The record is from RefSeq and is a predicted model, not a curated record. Bases 921 to 6599 code for a protein of 1892 amino acids.
UUUUUACAGCCUGUACUUGCACAUAUAAUGGAAACAAAUAUCGCCCUGGCAAUGUAAUUUAUAACACAACAGAUGGACAUGGUAACUGCAUCACAGCAGUGUGUGGAAAUAAUGGAACCAUUGACCGCAGUUCACAUAGAUGCCCAGCAUCCACACCAACAACACAUGUGUCCAUUGCAACCACUACUAUAGCUAGCCAGUCUACAACCACCUUUGUUUUUUCAUCAACCACACAAGAGCCACACACAGUCCCAGUCCCAUGUAAUCCUUGUAAUUGGUCGCCAUGGUAUGAUACCAGCUUCCCUACACUGGGAACUCCAGGAGGAGACACUGAAACAUACGAAAAGAUUAGAGAGGCAGGGCACAAGAUAUGUGCCAAGCCAAGCCACAUCCAAUGCAGAGCUGAGAAAUUCCCUAAUGCCACCAUUGAAAAUGUGGGACAAGUGGUGGAAUGUAAUCUGGCUAAUGGGCUGACUUGCAGAAAUGAAGACCAGUCAGGACCACUGGCAUUGUGCUUUAACUACCAAGUCAGAGUUCUGUGUUGUGACUAUAGUGCAUGCCCAACAGAGCCUACACCUUCUACAACACCUUCAAUACCUACAACGACUAAAGAUGUUACCAAAACACCUUGUCAGGAAACAUUAUGCUACUGGUCACAAUGGAUAAGUUCAGACUAUCCUGAAUACGGUAAUGGAGGUGGGGACAAUGAAACCAUCAAACACAUCAUCCAGAAAGGAUUUCACAUCUGUGAGAAUCCAGUGGCGGUGGAAUGUCGGGCAAAGCACUAUCCGCUGACUCCCCUAAAUCAAUUGGGACAAAAAGUGACAUGUAAUAACCAAGGACUCCUGUGUGAGAACAGGUUACAGUAUCCUCCCAUAUGUUUCAAUUAUGAAAUAAAGGUAAAGUGUUGCAAGACAGUGAUGUGCAGCACAUCACCAAAACCUACUAUUUCUUUCACAACCAUACCGACUAAACCACCUUCUACUACAACCGCCACACCCUCUACCAAAACUGAAACAACAACUCAGCCACCUACAACUACUAUUACAACCACUACACCUUCUACCACAGUUCCAACUACAACACCUUCAACUCCCUCAACUACAGUUCCAACUACAACACCUUCUACGACAACCGAAACAACAACUCAGCCACCUACAACUACUAGUACAACCACUACACCUUCUACCACAAUUCCAACUACAACACCUUCAACUCCCUCAACUACAGUUCCAACUACAACACCUUCAACCAUGACAUCUACUAUACCUUCUACCACAACUGAAAUAACAUCUCAGCCAUCUACAACUACUAGUACAACAACUACACCUUCUACCACAGUUCCAACUACAACACCUUCAACUCCCUCAACUACAGUUCCAACUACAACACCUUCUACGACAACUGAAACAACAACUCAGCCACCUACAACUACUAGUACAACCACUACACCUUCUACCACAAUUCCAACUACAACACCUUCAACUCCCUCAACUACAGUUCCAACUACAACACCUUCAACUACGACAACCACUACACCUUCUACGACAACCGAAACAACAACUCAGCCACCUAUAACUACUAGUACAACCACUACACCGUCUACCACAACUGAAACACCAACCACUAGUCAGCCACCAAUAUCUACACCUUGCCCAGGGGGACAUGAUGUGACAUGUGGGUGGUCAGAAUGGAUCAAUCGUGGCAAGCCCACACCAGGCCCGAAUGGUGGAGACAAUGAAUCCAUCCAGAACGUAAUCUCUGCGGGUUAUCAUAUAUGCUCAGCUCCUGAAGAAGUCCAGUGUAGAGCUAUCCUUUACCCAGGACUUCCCAUGUCACAGGUGGGACAAAAUGUGAUUUGCAAUAAAGAUGUUGGUCUCAUAUGCUACAACAAACAACAAGGGCUUCAGCAAGAGUGUUUUGAUUACGAGAUUAAAUUUAAAUGCUGUGGGUGUCCAACAACAACUCUCUCAACUACUGUUCCAACUACAACACCUUCAAUAACUACAAUGACUAAAGAUGUUACCAAAACACCUUGUCAGGAAACAUUAUGCUACUGGUCACAAUGGAUAAGUUCAGACUAUCCUGAAUACGGUAAUGGAGGUGGGGACAAUGAAACCAUCAAACACAUCAUCCAGAAAGGAUUUCACAUCUGUGAGAAUCCAGUGGCGGUGGAAUGUCGGGCAAAGCACUAUCCGCUGACUCCCCUAAAUCAAUUGGGACAAAAAGUGACAUGUAAUAACCAAGGACUCCUGUGUGAGAACAGGUUACAGUAUCCUCCCAUAUGUUUCAAUUAUGAAAUAAAGGUAAAGUGUUGCAAGACAGUGAUGUGCAGCACAUCACCAAAACCUACUAUUUCUUUCACAACCAUACCGACUAAACCACCUUCUACUACAACCGCCACACCCUCUACCAAAACUGAAACAACAACUCAGCCACCUACAACUACUAUUACAACCACUACACCUUCUACCACAGUUCCAACUACAACACCUUCAACUCCCUCAACUACAGUUCCAACUACAACACCUUCUACGACAACCGAAACAACAACUCAGCCACCUACAACUACUAGUACAACCACUACACCUUCUACCACAAUUCCAACUACAACACCUUCAACUCCCUCAACUACAGUUCCAACUACAACACCUUCAACUACGUCAACCACUACACCUUCUACCACAACUGAAACACCAACCACUAGUGACCCACCAAUAUCUACACCUUGCCCAGGGGGACAUGAUGUGACAUGUGGGUGGUCAGAAUGGAUCAAUCGUGGCAAGCCCACACCAGGCCCGAAUGGUGGAGACAAUGAAUCCAUCCAGAAUGUAAUCUCUGCGGGUUAUCAUAUAUGCUCAGCUCCUGAAGAAGUCCAGUGUAGAGCUUUCCUUUACCCAGGACUUCCCAUGUCACAGGUGGGACAAAAUGUGAUUUGCAAUAAAGAUGUUGGUCUCAUAUGCUACAACAAACAACAAGGGCUUCAGCAAGAGUGUUUUGAUUACGAGAUUAAAUUUAAAUGCUGUGGGUGUCCAACAACAACUCUCUCAACUACUGUUCCAACUACAACACCUUCAACUCCUUCCACUACAAGUCCAUCUACAACACCUUCAACUACGACAUCCACUACACCUUCUACCACAACUGAAACAACAACUAAGCCACCUACAACUACUAGUACAACCACUACACCUUCUACCACAGUUCCAACUACAACACCUUCAACUCCUUCCACUACAAGUCCAUCUACAACACCUUCAACUACGACAUCCACUACACCUUCUUCGACAGCUGAAACAACAACUCAGCCACCUACAACUACUAGUACAAUCACUACACCUUCUACCACAAUUGCAACUACAACACCUUCAACUCCCUCAACUACAGUUCCAUCUACAACACCUUCAACUACGACAUCCACUACAUCUUCUACCACAACUGAAACACCAACCACUAGUGAGCCACCAAUAUCUACACCUUGUCCAGGGGGACAUGAUGUGACAUGUGGGUGGUCAGAAUGGAUCAAUCGUGGCAAGCCCACACCAGGCCCUGAUGGUGGAGACAAUGAAUCCAUCCAGAAUGUAAUCUCUGCGGGUUAUCAUAUAUGCUCAGCUCCUGAAGAAGUCCAGUGUAGAGCUAUCCUUUACCCAGGACUUUCCAUGUCACAGAUGGGACAAAAUGUGAUUUGCAAUAAAGAUGUUGGUCUCAUAUGCUACAACAAACAACAAGGGCUUCAGCAAGAGUGUUUUGAUUACGAGAUUAAAUUUAAAUGCUGUGGUUGUCCAACAACAACUCUCUCAACUACUGUUACAACUACAAUACCUUCAACUCCUUCCACUACAAUUCCAUCUACAACACCUUCAACUACGACAUCCACUACACCUUCUACCACAACCGAAACAACAACUCAGCCACCUACAACUACUAGUACAACCACUACACCUUCUACCACAGUUUCAACUACAACACCUUCAACUCCCUCAACUACAGUUCCAACUACAACACCUUCAACUACGACAACCACUACACCUUCUACAACAACUGAAACAACAUCUCAGCCACCUACAACUACUAGUACAAUCACUACACCUUCUAUCACAAUUCCAACUACAACACCUUCAACUCCCUCAACUACAGUUCCAUCUACAACACCUUCAACUACGACAUCCACUACACCUUCUACCACAACUGAAACACCAACCACUAGUGAGCCACCAAUAUCUACACCUUGUCCAGGGGGACAUGAUGUGACAUGUGGGUGGUCAGAAUGGAUCAAUCGUGGCAAGCCCACACCAGGCCCUGAUGGUGGAGACAAUGAAUCCAUCCAGAACGUAAUCUCUGCGGGUUAUCAUAUAUGCUCAGCUCCUGAAGAAGUCCAGUGUAGAGCUAUCCUUUACCCAGGACUUUCCAUGUCACAGAUGGGACAAAAUGUGAUUUGCAAUAAAGAUGUUGGUCUCAUAUGCUACAACAAACAACAAGGGCUUCAGCAAGAGUGUUUUGAUUACGAGAUUAAAUUUAAAUGCUGUGGUUGUCCAACAACAACUCUCUCAACUACUGUUACAACUACAAUACCUUCAACUCCUUCCACUACAAUUCCAUCUACAACACCUUCAACUACGACAUCCACUACACCUUCUACCACAACCGAAACAACAACUCAACCACCUACAACUACUAGUACAACCACUACACCUUCUACCACAGUUUCAACUACAACACCUUCAACUCCCUCAACUACAGUUCCAGCUACAACACCUUCAACUACGACAACCACUACACCUUCUACAACAACUGAAACAACAUCUCAGCCACCUACAACUACUAGUACAAUCACUACACCUUCUACCACAAUUCCAACUACAACACCUUCAACUCCCUCAACUACAGUUCCAUCUACAACACCUUCAACUACGACAUCCAUUACACCUUCUACCACAACUGAAACACCAACCACUAGUGAGCCACCAAUAUCUACACCUUGUCCAGGGGGACAUGAUGUGACAUGUGGGUGGUCAGAAUGGAUCAAUCGUGGCAAGCCCACACCAGGCCCUGAUGGUGGAGACAAUGAAUCCAUCCAGAACGUAAUCUCUGCGGGUUAUCAUAUAUGCUCAGCUCCUGAAGAAGUCCAGUGUAGAGCUAUCCUUUACCCAGGACUUCCCAUGUCACAGGUGGGACAAAAUGUGAUUUGCAAUAAAGAUGUUGGUCUCAUAUGCUACAACAAACAACAAGGGCUUCAACAAGAGUGUUUUGAUUACGAGAUUAAAUUUAAAUGCUGUGGUUGUCCAACAACAACUCUCUCAACUACUGUUCCAACUACAACACCUUCAACUCCUUCCACUACAAGUCCAUCUACAACACCUUCAACUACGACAUCCACUACACCUUCUACCACAACUGAAACAACAACUCAGCCACCUACAACUACUAGUACAACCACUACACCUUCUACCACAGUUCCAACUACAACACCUUCAACUCCUUCCACUACAAGUCCAUCUACAACACCUUCAACUACGACAUCCACUACACCUUCUUCGACAGCUGAAACAACAACUCAGCCACCUACAACUACUAGUACAAUCACUACACCUUCUACCACAGUUCCAACUACAACACCUUCAACUCCCUCAACUACAGUUCCAUCUACAACACCUUCAACUACGACAUCCACUACACCUUCUACCACAACUGAAACACCAACCACUAGUGAGCCACCAAUAUCUACACCUUGUCCAGGGGGACAUGAUGUGACAUGUGGGUGGUCAGAAUGGAUCAAUCGUGGCAAGCCCACACCAGGCCCUGAUGGUGGAGACAAUGAAUCCAUCCAGAACGUAAUCUCUGCGGGUUAUCAUAUAUGCUCAGCUCCUGAAGAAAUCCAGUGUAGAGCUAUCCUUUACCCAGGACUUCCCAUGUCACAGGUGGGACAAAAUGUGAUUUGCAAUAAAGAUGUUGGUCUCAUAUGCUACAACAAACAACAAGGGCUUCAGCAAGAGUGUUUUGAUUACGAGAUUAAAUUUAAAUGCUGUGGUUGUCCAACAACAACUCUCUCAACUACUGUUCCAACUACAACACCUUCAACUCCUUCCACUACAAGUCCAUCUACAACACCUUCAACUACGACAUCCACUACACCUUCUACCACAACUGAAACAACAACUCAGCCACCUACAACUACUAGUACAACCACUACACCUUCUACCACAGUUCCAACUACAACACCUUCAACUACGACAUCCGCUCCACUUUCUACCACAACUGAAACAACAACUCAGCCACCUACAACUACUAGUACAACCACUACACCUUCUACCACAGUUCCAACUACAACACCUUCAACUCCUUCCACUACAAGUCCAUCUACAACUCCUUCAACUACGACAUCCACUACACCUUCUACGACAACUGAAACAACAACUCAGCCACCUACAACUACUAGUACAACCACAGCACCUACCACAACUGAGUUACCUAUAGUCACAGGAAAACCCUCUCAAACAAGUACUGCGCCAUCUACUGCGGCUCAAAUAUGCCAUUGCCUUCAUAAUGGUAUCAUGUUCCCCCCUGGUAAGUUUUGCUUUAUAAAGACACACACUUUUUAA